Leopardus geoffroyi (Geoffroy's cat) is the source of this 738-nucleotide messenger RNA. Its product is annotated as olfactory receptor 5G3-like. Gene Ontology annotation, molecular function: olfactory receptor activity; odorant binding. Lineage: Eukaryota; Metazoa; Chordata; Mammalia; Carnivora; Felidae. Gene Ontology annotation, cellular component: membrane. The record is from RefSeq and is a predicted model, not a curated record. Gene Ontology annotation, biological process: G protein-coupled receptor signaling pathway; sensory perception of smell.
AUGUACCCAGAAACGAGGCCCAGGGAAAAUGAGAGGCGGUACAUUUGUGUGGUUAAGACUUCCCAGCUUUGUGGCCAUUUGUUAUGCAGCAAGGCUGAAUUUCUUCUAUUGGGUCUCACAAACCCUCUUCAUCAGCCGAUUUGUCUUCUUUGUCAUGCUUCUGCCUACUUCAUCACACUGAGGGGUAACUUGGGGACACUCACUCUCAUACGCAUUGAUCCUAGACUCGCCCCUAUGUACUUUCUUCUCAGCUGCUUGUCCUUUGUGGAUAUUUGUUCCUCCUCCCCCAUUGCCCCCAAGAUGCUCUGUGAUACUUCGCAGAGAAAAAAAGGCGUCUUUUUCACAGCUUCUGCUGCACAGCUGUGGCUCUUUGGUCUUUUUGUAGUAGCUGAAUGUUUCCUCCUGGCUCCCAUGGCAUAUGACUGGUAUUUGGCCAUCGGUAAGCCCGUGUUGCAGGCACUCAUUAUGUCCCAACAGGUCUGUGUGCCGCUGGUUAUAGGGCCUUAUGUCAUGGCUCUUCUAAGCAGCAUGACCCAUAUGACAUUGACUUUUUGCUUGCCCUUCUGUGGCCCAAGUAUCAUCAAUCAUUUUCUCUGUGAUAUUCCCCCUCGGCUUUCUCUUGCAUGCGCAGACACCUUCAUAAUACAGUUUACGUUUUUCUUUGUGGCUGGAUCUGUAGGAAUCCUCAGUGGCCUGACCAUGAUGGUCUCCUAUGUAGUAUCAUCGCCUGAACUAUAA